AUGAUAAUAUUUAACCUAGUUGGAUUCCUAUUUAUAUUUCACUUCCAUUAUUAAAUGAUCCUAGACAUAAUUUAAUUGAUUAAGCAUUAAAAUUAUCAAAUUAUAAUUUUGAUAGAAUUUAGAUUCAAAGAAGCGGUAAUUAAUGGUAAAAUAAAAAUUGUUUUAAUUUUGGAAAGUUAUGAUGAGAUGAAGUUUGAAUAUAUUUAGACUAAUUUAUUUUAUAGUAAUCGACUUAUUUAAGAAUUCAAUAUCUUAAUACCUGGAAAAGAUGUCAAAAUAAUAAUUACUACAAGAAAUGAGAUUUUAACAUCAAUUAGAUAUUAAACAUGGUUUUAUGGAUAAAAUAUUAAACUUUAAAAGAAGUUGAAUUACAAUAGUGCUGAAUAUCUUAAAUAAUAUACUGAAAUAAGUGUAAAAGAACAAUUAAGCAAUUUUAUGAAUUUUUGAAAUAAUUAAAAAUUAGAAUUUUUGCUUAGAUGAAUUUAAAGCAAUAUGGAAUCAAAUUUAUUUUAGUGUUUAAGGAAUAAUAAAUUAAAACAAAAAUUAAGAAAUGAUUUUUAAAAGUGAAGAUAUAGAAAAAUUAAUAUCAAAACUUUAAAAAAUAGAAUUUUUUAGUUAUAUAAAAGGAGAUCAAAUGGUAUCUUUGAAAAAGGAACUUCUUGAAUUAUGGGGACAUAAAAAAUUUACAUAAGUAAUUAGGAAUGUUAAUAUUAAUCAUUUAUUAAGCACACCUUUUAUGAUGGAAAUAAUUGUUUAUGUACUUCCUAAAAUGUCUUUAAUAUUUUCUGAAGCAAAUUUCUUAAGAGAACUUUUGAAAAAAAAUUAUAUGUUUUUGAAAAUGGAAUCCUUCAAAUCAUAAUCAAGAACUAUUAAAUAUGAAUAAUAAAAAAAAAUUAGAAAAUAUUAAUAAUAUUGA
Messenger RNA from Paramecium sonneborni, 916 nucleotides. The record is from the annotation of a GenBank genome assembly. NCBI's taxonomy places the organism in Eukaryota, Ciliophora, Oligohymenophorea, Peniculida, Parameciidae.